AUGCCUAUCAUCCCUGCUCGUCAAGCUGUGGCCUUUGAGGUCAAGGCCGGCCAGACUGUCAAGGUUAUCAACACCUUUGGGCAGCAGGUGGUCGACUUUUGGGCAUUCAACCCUGCUGACCCUAAUGACUUUCUAUCAAUGGUACACUGCAGAACGAUUCUGCUCAAAGUUGCCAUUGCCAAGGGCGACAAGCUGUACAGCACCCGGCGGCAGCCAAUCCUUACAUUGGUUGAGGAUACUUCUCCCGGAGUGCACGAUAUGAUCUGGUCCGCUUGUGACAAGGAGAGGUAUCGUAUGCAAAGCUUCCAGGGAUACCAUGAUAAUUGUACCGACAAUAUGCACAAGGCUCUUAAGGAUAACUUUUCCAAAUUCUCUAUCGCCGAUGACUGGGUCCCUGAUCCCCUCAAUCUAUUCAUGAACAUUCCUAUCGAUCACCAGGGGAACAUUUCAAUUAAAGCACCUGUCAGUCAGAAAGGCCAGUAUGUUGCCUUCAGAGCUGAGAAGGAUCUGAUUAUCGUGAUGAGUUCAUGCCCUCAAGACUUAGAUCCCGUCAACGGUGGUACACCCAUGGAUUGUGAGUAUCAAAUUGUUGAUGGCGAUGCGCCCUCAACUGCUCUGGUACCGCAGCCCACACCUCCCUCUCGCAAGGUCAAAAUCGCAUUUUCAGUAGACUUUGACGCGGUAUCACAUUGGCUUGGAACAGGCUGCCACAAAGACAAUAACAUGGCUGAUUAUAGCUCUGGCGUAUUCGCCGGCCAGGUUGGUGUAUUCCGUCUUCUUCGCUUAUUUAAGAAGCACGACAUUGCCAAUAAGAUGACCUGGUUUAUCCCCGGACAUACAGCAGAGACUUUUCCUGAUGCCGCCAAAGCUGUGGUUGAGGCUGGUGCUGAGGUCGCGCUGCACGGUUACGCCCAUGAGGGCAUCUAUCAAAUGACUGAAGAACAGGAGCGUGAGGUCUUGCUGAAGUGUAUCGAUGUUGCAACUAAGCUCACAGGCAAGAAGCCCAAGGGUUAUCGCGCUCCCAUGUACACCAUUCGGGAGACUACGGUCAAGCUGCUGAGAGAGCAUGGAUUCCUUUACAACUCAUCUUUAAUGCAUCACGACUCUCAGCCAUACUUUACACCAAAUGAUCCCCCAAUUAAGCAUAUUGACUGGUCCAAGCCAGCUUCAUCGUGGCUGCAGCCUUCAGCCAUUGCCUCGCAAGGAUACCCUGAGGGCCAGCACCCCCUGGUUGAGUUACCUUGCGGUUGGUAUAAUGAAGAUAUGAUGCCGAUGAUGUAUCUUCCUCACCUCCCCAACAGUAUGGGCUACGUGUCGACAUCAGUCGUCGAGCAAAUGUGGAAGGACAAGUUUAUGUGGCUCUGGGAGCAAGGCACUCUCGAGGGCACCGACGCUGCCGACUUCAUUUUCCCCAUCCUCGUUCAUCCCGACGUAACUGGGCUGGCUCACAUUAUUGGAAUGGUUGAUCGGUUCAUUGGCUGGCUAAAGGGCUUUGGUGAGGCGGUGGAGUUUUGCAAGUGCGAGGAUAUUGCCGCUGCCUGGCUGACAUGUCAGGAACGGGCACGUAAACAAUGA
Messenger RNA from Clonostachys byssicola, 1575 nucleotides. NCBI's taxonomy places the organism in Eukaryota, Fungi, Ascomycota, Sordariomycetes, Hypocreales, Bionectriaceae. The record is from the annotation of a GenBank genome assembly.